AAAACUUUUCCACUUACCAGAUUGACAAAAUAUCAAGUCUGAUCACAAAUCAGUAAGACCGUGAGGAAACUAUUCAAAAAAAGUCUGACAGUUUCCUUUAAAAGCGGUAAGCGUUCAACUACCCGAGCCAUUCACUGGAUGUCUGUAUGUGUACUUAAGUGAGUGCUUGCUGGUUUGGAAGAAGCUUGAGCGGUCUACAGGGUGGUGAGCGACAGCCUGAGAUGGUAACUUAAACUGAAACCUACGGGAAAAAACAGCGAUUACAACCUCCGUGCUUCAGUUUCCUUAUCUGCAAAAGGCGGCCGACAACGCGAAGUGGUGGGAAGGAUCGGCGAUGGAGUAGGCGAAGGGACCCGCUUUCAUAACUGCCACCCACGCUAACGUCCCUGCUAACGUUCGGGACGGCCCCAACACCGACGGGACCCGAGGCGCCGGUCCGGGGGCCAGACCGGGGAACCGGGGAGCACCAGUCGGCCCUCGCUCCCCAAUCCUCCCCGCGGCGGGCCCCCGCGCUCUUCCCAGGUCGGCCCCGGGCCGCCGAGAGGCGUGGCCGGCCUGCGCGUCCCUGGCGGCGGCCAUGGCCUCGGUGGUGGAGUACAAAGGCCUCAAGGCCGGCUACCACUGCGGCUACUGCGAAUCCGAGGAGGGCAAGGUGUCUUGCGGCAUGUGGGCACAUACCAUGACCGUACAGGAUUAUCAGGAUCUUAUAGACCGAGGCUGGCGGAGAAGCGGGAAAUAUGUGUACAAACCUGUCAUGAAUCAAACGUGUUGUCCUCAGUACACAAUAAGGUGCCGACCUUUACAGUUCCAGCCAUCAAAAUCUCACAAGAAGGUUUUGAAAAAAAUGUUGAAAUUUCUGGCUAAAGGAGAAAUUUCCAGAGGAAAUUGUGAGGAUGAGCCUAUGGAGCCUACCAUGGAGGACGCUGUUGCUGGUGACGUUGCGUUAAUCAAUAAGUUGGAUAUACAAUGUGACCUUAAAACGCUCAGUGAUGACCUCAAAGAGAGCUUAAAGAGUGAAGAGAGGAAGAAAGGAAAAAGCGCAAAGAAAGCAGAAUCUCAUGACUUAAUUCAGUCACAAAAUAUAGAAGCAAAGUUGGGCUCUGGUGAACCAUCACACUCAAUUGGAGUACUUACAGUUCCUAAGCCAGGCAAAGGGGCAGAUUUGAGUAAGCCUCCAUGUCGAAAGGCAAAGGAAAUCCGGAAAGAAAGGAAGAGGUUAAAACUCAUGCAGCAGAACCCAGCUGGAGAACUCCAGGGCUUCCAGAGUCGGGGUGAAGCACUGUCUUUGUUCCCACCCAAGGCUAGAUCCAACCAGCCCAAGUCACUUGAAGAUUUAAUUUUUGAAUCUUUACCAGAGAAUGCAUCACACAAGUUGGAGGUGAGGGUGGUGAGAUCAUCUCCACCAAGUUCUCAGUUCAAAGCCACAAUGCUGGAGUCCUUCCAGGUCUAUAAACGUUACCAGAUGGUUAUCCACAAGCAGCCACCUGAUAAACCAACUGUGAGCCAGGUGAGGUUAGUACCUGUCUCCUUUGAGGACCCAGAGUUCAAGUCGUCCUUCAGCCAGUCAUUUUCUUUAUAUGUCAAGUAUCAAAUGGCCAUACACCAGGAUCCGCCCGAUGAAUGUGGGAAGACCGAGUUCACAAGAUUCCUUUGCAGCUCACCUCUGGAGGCAGAGAAUCCUCCUAAUGGACCAGCUUGUGGUUAUGGCUCCUUUCACCAGCAGUAUUGGCUCGAUGGGAAGAUCAUUGCUGUAGGGGUGAUUGACAUCCUUCCAUACUGUGUAUCGUCUGUAUAUUUGUACUACGAUCCUGAUUAUUCAUUUUUGUCUUUGGGUGUCUACUCUGCACUACGAGAAAUUGCUUUCACUAGGCAACUUCAUGAAAAAACAUCUCAACUCAGCUAUUACUAUAUGGGUUUCUACAUUCAUUCAUGUCCCAAGAUGAAAUACAAGGGUCAUUACAGGCCUUCCGAUUUGCUGUGUCCUGAGACGUAUGUCUGGGUGCCCAUCGAGCAGUGCCUGCCUUCUCUCGAGAACUCCAAGUACUGCCGCUUCAACCAGGACCCGGAAGCAGUGGACGAAGGUCGCAGUAAGGAGCCUGACCGAUUGCAGGUGUUUCACAAGAAAGCCAUACUGCCUUACGGGGUAUAUAAGAAACAGCGCAGAGACCCGAGCGAGGAGGCCAGCGUGCUGCAGUACGCCAGCCUGGUGGGGCAGACCUGUGCCGAGCGGAUGCUGCUCUUCAGGAGCUGAGAGGCGCCGCUGCCUCUGCCUGGCCCCCCGCCCGGCCAUGGUCUGAGUCACCGUCCAGAUGCAUCGCUCGGGGGAUCCCGGAACCGUCCACAAGUUUGACUAUGAGUUUUUAUUUUGACUGUUAUAUGGCUUUUCUAAAACACUUUGUGGCAAUGUAUUUGUGGCAUCUCAUGGUUAAUAUAAAGGUUUUUAAAAUGUUACAACUGAGCCUUAUAAUUGGGGUUUAUCAUUUUGGAAGUUGGUUUUAUGAACAAGAAAUGGUAAGCUUUUCUUACUGUUAAUAUUUUGGAAAGUAAAAUUAAUAAGUGAAUCUUAAGUAAUUUAAUUACAGUCGUACUGAUUUUGUUCUGUUAGAGAAAUCAAAACACUUUCCUCAAAUCCAGUUAAAACAUGAGUUUAUGUUAAAAAACCUUCAGUGUGGGAACGAAGGUAGAAAGUCUAUUUCAUCACUUAGAAAAUGUCUUCUCAAGAGAACAAAACUGCUGUUACUCAGUGUUCAAUAUUAAGUUACUGCCGAAUGCUAUGUAGUUCAGUAGAGAAUUCAGAAAAAGAAAAUGCAGAUGUUAAAAGAAGGAUGUGUUGGCACCAGGUGUCUGUUUACCCAGGACGAUUCUGCUCUUCAUGUCUGCUGUCUUGGCAUGACUUUUUUUUUGCCUAGAAUAAUUAUUGCUACUGCUCCCUUUUACUCUGAGCAUCCCAAUUUAGACAAUAAAGUCUGUUUAUCCUAGUUAUAUCAUGUGUUCUAUUUCUAAAAAUCUAAGAAAUGGAGCUUUUUAAGAAAAAUGUUGGCUCCUGCCUUCACCUAAUCCUCAUCAGAAGUAAAUAUACACUAGUUUUUUAUUCCUUACAACUCAGGACACCUGUCAUUGGUUAUUGAUUAAAAAUUAGUUAAUAUCUGAUUACUCGUAUAGCUAUACUACGAGUCACAUUUGAUUGGGAAUCAUUUUGACCUAAAGAAUCCGUUUCUGGCCCACUGAUUGGGGUGUCAGAGAGAGAUGCUACACUAGUCAUUUGAAGCAGAAGCGGCCAUCUUUCCCUCUCACUUCCUUUGGUUUGGUCCUUUGCCCAUUCAGCAGAUGUGCUAUGUCCACCACUGUCAGGGUGGCCGGCACUGUGCUGGGAGGAAGGGAGAGAACCAGACAUGUUGGUUCACAGUUACGGUCGAGUGGUGUUGGGCACAGGGUGAAGGACAGGGGUGGGUCAUCGUCUUGUGCUCUUUCUCAGCCGAUCCCCACCCUCUGUUGCCAACUGCUUGGCCACCGAAUCCUUUUCAGUCCCCAUUUUGCCCAUUUGUCUAUUUUGUAUGAUUGAUCUUUUUGAAAACCAUAUUCUAAAACUUAGUAGUUUUAAUUCCACUGCUGAUUUUAAACUUCUGAAUGCACUGAAUUUAAAUAAAACGUUAGAAAACAAUGAUUUUAAAAGUCAAACAUCUAGAAAUGGAACAUCCAAUCCAAAUAAACUGUACGUAUUCAUUCAGAACGUGUGUGCAACCCCUGCCGUGUGCAGGUACUUUGCUAACUGGGGUUAGAGUAGCGAACAGAGCCAUUUUCUCCGAUAGCGUGGAUUUUACGUUCUUCUGGAAUUUUGUCCUUCAGAAUAGUCUCUCAAGAGCAUUUGAUGGACUCUUAUUUGGAACUGCCUUCAGAAUCGGUAGAAUAUUUUUUUCUUUCCCCCUCUAAAAUGAAGAUAGUUUAAUUUUUUAUGACUACAAAAAUGAUACUGUGAGCAAUUUCAAACAUUAAGAAAAAUAUAAAUAAGAAAGUAAAAAUAAUCUGAAAUCCUGCCAUACCAGAGAAAGAAUUGCCAUACACACGCACACACACACUCACACACUCACACACACAUAUAUAAUUUUAAUGUAAAUAGAAUUACGCUCUACACCCUGUUCUGUUUUCUCAAUCAGUUAUGGACAUCUGCAAUUAGAAAGAAAUUUCAAGAUAGGAUUUCAGAAGUGUCAUGAGUAACCUCGGUGUUGCUGAAGUCAGCAAGGGGGCCAGUGUUCGGUCCCCUGGACAUUUGGUUGUCCAGGCUGAUGUCAGCCGCGUCUUACACCUCCUUUCGUCUCAGUGAUUAGCAUGUAGGGUGGUGGCCAUGAAGAUCUACCCUGGAGUCUCAAGUGAGGAGAAAACGAAUCCUACCACAACUCUGCAGAAUUCAGUAAAGGGUCCCUUCAGAGGAAGACGAUUAACCAUCCCUGUCUGGGGGCUGUGAUGCUCGUCCUGAGGGCGGCUUCUCGGUCUGCUCCAGCAGAGCUCGGGUGCAAAGAUUCUCCUGCUCAGUUGCUAUUUCUAUGUGUUUUUUAUUGUUGUUGUUGUUGUUGUUUUUGAAAGUCCUAUUCUGAUCCCAAUAAGGAAAAUUUUUUCAAAAGGCAAAUUAUUCUUCUGAGUCCUAGUUGAGCGAAUAUUGACAGUGGGUUAAAAAGGACAGUCAAGGAGAGUGACUUGACUUUGUCAGUUGACAAGCAAUCUAGCCGAGAAAUCUGACUUUAUGUUAAUGGCUUUCAUCUAGAGAAAGACACAUGAGAACCUUUCAAAGACAGUUUAUAUCUUUUCAAGGCUGGAAGCUUUGCAUUUAUAAUCUUAGUGCUGUAAUCGUUUUCUGAUUUCAAAUAAAUUUGUACCUACUUUGCUGUGUUGGGGAUCAGAAUGUACUAGAGAUUCCCCAUGCUACCAUCUUUAUUUAAAUUAUUUUGGUUAUGAUGAGAAUUUCAUUAUCUUAUUUUUAAAAGUAUAAUCUGAGCACUUUUUUAUAUUCUAAAAGAGAGAGGCUAUUAUCAGAUAAAUAUAUUCAUUUGAUUAAAAUUAUUUAGAUAAGAAAUUAUUGUUUGUUUACUUUCAAACAGUUUAUUCUAUUUUUUUUUAUAACUUGCAUAAUAUCAGUUGUGUGGUUUCUCAACAUAUAGGGGUCUAUUAUGUAAAUGAACCUUUUCAGAUUUUGGAACAAUAUAUGGUUUGAUUUAUAGGCUUUAUAUUAUUUCAUUAUGAAUAAAGAUGAGAAAGAAUAUGAUGACUUACCUAAAAUAUGUCUAUUGAUGCUAACUUUAAAGCAAAGGGACAUAAAAUGGAAACAAUUGGGAAAUGUUUAAAUUAGAAGUUGUUCGAAUUUGUAUUCUUUUCCAAAAGAAAACCGGUGACUAUAAGACAAGACAAGUUUGUUUGCAUGUGGUACUUUUUGCUCUUGUAUGUGCUGUUUAAACAGUCCAUUUGAUAGAGCUCAAAUGGAAAAAAUAAAGCUGUUUCUAUCUGCA
Molecule: messenger RNA, 5498 nt
Organism: Pteropus alecto (black flying fox)
Lineage: Eukaryota; Metazoa; Chordata; Mammalia; Chiroptera; Pteropodidae
Gene: ATE1
Product: arginyltransferase 1
Exons: 13
Coding region: 578-2251 (557 amino acids)
Biological process (GO): protein arginylation
Cellular component (GO): cytoplasm
Molecular function (GO): arginyl-tRNA--protein transferase activity
Source: RefSeq, a predicted model, not a curated record